Messenger RNA from Aspergillus clavatus NRRL 1, 174 nucleotides. RefSeq lists its product as uncharacterized. Bases 1 to 174 code for a protein of 57 amino acids. The transcript has 2 exons. NCBI's taxonomy places the organism in Eukaryota, Fungi, Ascomycota, Eurotiomycetes, Eurotiales, Aspergillaceae. The record is from RefSeq and is a predicted model, not a curated record.
AUGGCAGCCUAUCUGAAUGGCGGGGUGGUUGCCAUGUUGAUGACUUCCGUGUCUGACAGUCUGAGUGGUCUGAAGCAUGGAGCGAUUGCUGUCGGAUAUUCCAGGAUAAUUGACUGGAGGCUGUGGGUUGCCUGGCUCUUUGCCGCAGCAUCGAAGGAUUUCGCAUUCUUGUAG